AUGGCCGAUCAGAAGCGUGUCGUGCCCUUUAAUCCAGCUCAUCCCCACUCCCCUCUUAUAUAUUCAAAUCCCCUCGUUUCAGUUUUUCAUCGUCUGUUCUUCGUUUCCCCUCCUCUACAGAAGCUUUUAUUAAGACUUUCAAUCAAUUUGAAAAUGUCAGGACGUGGAAAGGGAGGAAAGGGAUUGGGAAAGGGAGGAGCGAAACGUCAUAGGAAGGUUCUCCGUGACAACAUUCAGGGGAUCACGAAGCCGGCGAUCCGUCGUCUGGCGAGGAGAGGCGGUGUGAAGCGUAUCAGUGGUUUGAUAUACGAAGAGACUCGUGGAGUAUUGAAGAUCUUUUUGGAGAAUGUGAUCAGAGACGCCGUUACAUACACAGAACAUGCUCGCCGGAAAACUGUUACAGCCAUGGAUGUCGUGUAUGCGUUGAAGAGGCAAGGCCGUACUCUUUACGGAUUUGGUGGUUAAGGUUUGUCUGUUUAGAAAAAGUCUUGCUAUCAAGAAAGAAAAGGGUUAAGGUUAGGGUUAGAGUUCUUCCUAUUUGGGUCGGGUUGGGAUCCACAUUGUUGUUUAAAUUUACUCGAUUUAAUGUAAUUAGUUGGCUAUGCAAUGAAUGAGUUGAUGCUUAUUUUAAACAUAGUGUUCUAACUGAAUUGACAGUUACUUGUUUUAGC
Molecule: messenger RNA, 671 nt
Organism: Lactuca saligna
Lineage: Eukaryota; Viridiplantae; Streptophyta; Magnoliopsida; Asterales; Asteraceae
Source: the annotation of a GenBank genome assembly